CUAUUGAUAUUCUGUGGAUUGGAAUGUCUGCUGAUAGUGCCAAGGAGUGUGAGAAUUUUUGUUUUGGGAAGAAUAUAUAAAAAAAAAUAGAAAAUUACCUGAGUCUGAGGGGUUUUCUCAAAAAAUUACUGAUAAAGCUUACCUUCCUUAAUUUUUUAACUAUGGCAUCGUCUCUUGAAAACCUAGAAACUCAACUAGAAAUGUUUAUCGAGAACGUUCGUCAAAUUCACAUAAUUGUUAGUGAUUUUCAACCUCAGAGUCAGAAUGUAUUGAAUCAAAAAUUGCAAGCACUUGUGAGUGGUUUGCAGGAAGUAGAUAAGUUAAAAUCGCAGGUGAAAGAUGUUCAUGUACCAUUGGAAGUAUUCGACUACAUUGAUCAAGGAAGAAAUCCCCAAUUAUAUACUAAAGAUUGUAUAGAAAAAGCUCUGGCGAAAAAUGAACAAGUCAAAGGAAAAAUUGAUGCCUACCGUAAAUUCAAAGCAAACAUGUUACUUGAGUUGACAAGGACCUUUCCUAAUGAUCUCAAUAAAUACAGAGCAUUCAGAGGAGGAGAAUAAAGAGAAAUUUUCAGUUAACUUAUGAAAUAUAUUUUUUGAAUAAUUUAUUAUUACAAUAUUAUGUACAAGUUCUAGGUAUUAAACAUUAAUUAAGUA
Coccinella septempunctata (seven-spotted ladybird) is the source of this 653-nucleotide messenger RNA. RefSeq names its product mediator of RNA polymerase II transcription subunit 10 (gene MED10). Gene Ontology annotation, molecular function: transcription coregulator activity. The coding region runs from base 162 to 557 and encodes 131 amino acids. Gene Ontology annotation, biological process: positive regulation of transcription by RNA polymerase II. Lineage: Eukaryota; Metazoa; Arthropoda; Insecta; Coleoptera; Coccinellidae. The transcript is spliced from 3 exons. The record is from RefSeq and is a predicted model, not a curated record. Gene Ontology annotation, cellular component: chromatin; mediator complex.